Molecule: messenger RNA, 1758 nt
Organism: Hemisphaericaspora subhashii
Lineage: Eukaryota; Fungi; Ascomycota; Pichiomycetes; Serinales; Debaryomycetaceae
Exons: 1
Coding region: 1-1758 (585 amino acids)
Biological process (GO): amino acid transmembrane transport
Cellular component (GO): membrane
Molecular function (GO): amino acid transmembrane transporter activity
Source: RefSeq, a predicted model, not a curated record
AUGUUGCAAGAAAAACGACCAUCUCCCACACCAUCAAAAGAUGACAUCCUGGAACCUGGGAUGCGUAUUGUUUCAAGCACCAUUGACCCAACCCAAACUGGCCUAACUGGUUUUGCAAAGUUCAAAGAUAGUUUUAGACGUGCUCAUGUUGAAGAUAUUGGAGUUGAUCCUAAUAUUUCAGAAGCUGAAAAGAUUGCUAUCUUAACAGCAAACUCGCCUUUAGCCCGAAAACUCAAGAAUAGACACUUACAAAUGAUUGCAAUUGGUGGCUCAAUUGGUACUGGUUUAUUCAUUGGUUCGGGAUCAGCGCUAGCUACGGGUGGUCCAGCGGGAUUGUUAAUUGGUUAUAUUUUGAUUGGUACAAUGAUUUAUUGCACCGUACAAUCAUUAGGUGAGUUGGCCGUCACUUUCCCCAUUUCUGGUGCUUACGUUACAUAUAAUUCCAGAUUUGUCGACCCAUCUUGGGGAUUUGCCAUGGCUUGGAUAUAUGCGUUGGGGUGGUUAAUUACGUUACCAUUAGAAUUGGUGGCGGCAUCUUUAACUGUUAAGUAUUGGGAUCAAGAUACUAAUUCCGCGGCUUACGUUACUGCUUUCUUUUUCUUUAUUAUUGCUAUUAACUUUUUUGGUGUUAGAGGAUACGGUGAAGCUGAAUUCAUUUUCUCCCUCAUAAAAGUGUUGGCUGUCUGUGGUUUUAUUAUUUUAGGGAUCGUGCUCAUUACUGGAGGUGGUCCUCAAGGCGGUUACUUAGGCGGUAGAUACUGGCAUAUAGAGGGUGCCCCCUUCCCCAAUGGAUUCAAAGGUGUAGCCACCGUGUUUGUUGGAGCUGCUUUCGCUUUUGCUGGAACUGAAUUAUGUGGGUUGGCAGCUGCUGAAUCUGCUAAUCCAAAGAAAUCGUUACCUAAGGCAUGCAAGCAAGUAUUUUGGAGAAUCACCUUAUUUUAUGUUAUUAGCUUAACAUUAGUAGGUAUGUUGGUUCCUUACAACAAUGAAAGGUUACUUGGAACUUCUUCGGUGGAUAUCACCGCCUCCCCUUUCGUUAUUGCUAUUCAAAAUGGUGGAAUCCUGGGAUUGCCUUCAGUAAUGAAUGUUGUGAUCAUGAUUGCUGUCUUAUCGGUUGGAAAUUCUUCCAUCUUUGCAUCAUCCCGAACAUUGGCUGCAUUGGCUGCAUCUGAACAAGCUCCAAAAAUAUUAGGUUACAUUGACAAAAAGGGCAGACCACUAGUGGCAAUUGCUGUCCAAUUGCUAACUGGAUUUUUGUGUUACUUAGCAGCUACACCUAAGCAAGGGGAAGUAUUUGGUUGGAUGUUGGCUCUUAGUGGCCUUUCUUCGCUUUUUAACUGGGCUUCGAUUAAUAUGUGUUUAAUUCGAUUCAGAAGGGCGUUAAAGGUGAAAGGACGCGAUACUUCCGAAUUGGCUUUCGCUUCUCAACCGGGACUAAUUGGUGCAUACUGGGGUGUUAGUUUAAUUUUCGUUAUUGUUUGCUUGCAAUUCUGGAUUGCUAUCUUUCCGUUAAAUGGAAAACCAAACGUAGAGGCCUUCUUCGAGACGUUCCUUACAGUGCCGGUUGUUUUCCUUUUCUACUUUGGUCAUAAGAUAUACACGCGCAAUUGGAUUUUCUAUAUCAGGGCCAAGGAUAUUGAUGUUGACACCGGAAGAAGAGAAACUGAUUUGGAUUUGGUUAAACAGGAGCUUGCUGAAGAAAAAGCGUAUAUUAAAUCUUUGCCAUUCUAUAAGAGAGUGUACAAUUUCUGGUGCUAA